Messenger RNA from Mugil cephalus (flathead mullet), 4997 nucleotides. RefSeq names its product RAP1 GTPase activating protein 2a (gene rap1gap2a). Gene Ontology annotation, molecular function: GTPase activator activity. Bases 635 to 2869 code for a protein of 744 amino acids. The record is from RefSeq and is a predicted model, not a curated record. The transcript is spliced from 23 exons. Gene Ontology annotation, biological process: activation of GTPase activity; regulation of small GTPase mediated signal transduction. Gene Ontology annotation, cellular component: plasma membrane; cytoplasm. Lineage: Eukaryota; Metazoa; Chordata; Actinopteri; Mugiliformes; Mugilidae.
GAGGGAGUAGAGCAGCAGCAGACACACAGAGAGAAGAAGCAGGGCAUGUUAGAGAAGGAGAGGUGGGAAGGCAGAGGUAGGCAGACAGAGAGAUGCAGUGCCAGAGUGAACGUGUCUGUGAAGCUGUAACACUUCAUCUUCUCGUCUGGGACUAUAAUGUGUUAUGGUGCUGUGAUGUUCAGAUUCACUGCAGGAGCGGGGAAUGCAGAUAGGAGUUCACCCUGAGCUAAGUGUCCAACAGUGCCACUCUGGACCUUUGGGAUUUCCUCAAACACUUAUUGAUUGUAGCCCGAACAACCGAGAUUUAAUCACAUUUGACAGACUGCCCAAACAAAAGGGACUUCCGAUUACGUUUGGAUUACUGGCCCAGACUUACACCAGGAGGACUGACUACAGGGACACACUGCCAAUCCAAGAGGCCAGAAUUCAAACAGGUUUUCAUUUUGGCUGAGACUUGCCAGCUGUCUCCAAACCUGACAGCACCCAGAACCCGUGCCUGUGACAUCCACCGCUCACACUGGAACCCCGCAAAGCCACGUCCAAGCAGGUUCUGCAGCCCAGGAACCCUGGAGCAGGCCUGACCUUGGACCGCCUGUCACCCGAACCCCUCCUGGCGCCAGCAGAGACGUCCAGCAUGUCUCAGACAGGAGGACGGUUCCACAACAAAAAAGCCGGCAUUCGGGCUGCCGUCAUCCUGAUCGGACUCCUGCACAAGUCACGCAAAGCCAAGGAAAAGGAGAGGGAGAGGGAGAGAGAGGAGAGGAGAGGAGAGGAGAGCGAAGGGAAACAGGAACUGCUGAACAUCUCCAACGUCCCCCUGGGCGAAUGUCCCCCCUCGCCGCCGCGCACUGCUCCACCCAGCAUGAAGUCUGCAGAGUUCUUCGAUAUGCUGGAGAGGAUGCAGGUCCCUAAACCUGAAGAGACCAAAAAAUGGAAGGAUGACUAUAUCCCCUACCCACGGAUAGAAGAUGUCCUGGAGAAGGGCGGUCCAUACCCGCAGGUGAUCCUACCCCAGUUUGGGGGCUACUGGAUUGAGGAUGUGGAGGCACCAGCAGGAACGCCCUCCUCCUCCGAGUCAAGCUUCUGUGAGGAGGAGGACGGAGGGGAGGGCUUGAGCCCCGGCGGGGGGCACACCUACCGCCUGGAGUGUAACAGCACAGCCCGUGCCUACCGCAAACACUUCCUAGGCAAGGAGCACAUGAAUUACUACUGCACUGGAAGCAGCAUCGGCAACCUCAUCAUGUCUUUGAAGCACGAAGACGCUGAGGGGCAGGAGUUCCUGCGCAUCAUGCUCAGGUCUAGGACCAAAACAGUUCAUGACAGAAUCUCUUUAGCAGGCAUCAACCAGCUGCCCAGUGUACCUCAGAUUGCCAAGCUUCUGUGCGACGACGCCACAGGGCUGAAGUUCAACCCCGUGCUGUAUCCUCGGGGAUCCCAGCUGAUAGUGGCUUAUGAUGAGCACGAGGUGAACAACACUUUCAAAUUUGGCGUCAUCUACCAGAAGUUUGGGCAGACGUCCGAGGAAGAGCUAUUCGGGAACAAUGAGGAGACGCCGGCUUUCAAGGAGUUCCUCGGUCUCUUGGGAGACAACAUUGAACUUCAAGAUUUCAAAGGGUUCCGCGGUGGGCUGGACGUGUCUCAUGGACAGACAGGGUCUGAAUCCGUCUACACCGUCUUCAGACAGAGAGAGAUUAUGUUUCAUGUGUCAACUAAGCUUCCCUUCACAGAGGGCGACGUUCAGCAGCUCCAAAGGAAGAGGCAUGUCGGAAACGACAUCGUUGCCGCAGUCUUCCAGGAAGAGGCCACACCGUUUGUUCCAGACAUGAUCGCCUCCAACUUCCUGCACGCUUAUGUGCUGGUGCAGGUUGAGAACCCGUGUACAGAGGACACAACAUACAAGGUGUCUGUCACAGCCAGGGAAGAUGUGCCUUGUUUUGGACCCCCACUCCCGAACCCAGCGGUCUUCAAGAAGGGCCCCGAGUUCCGAGACUUCCUGCUGACAAAGCUGAUCAAUGCCGAAAACGCCUGCUACAAAUCUGACAAAUUUGCCAAACUCGAGGGACGAACGCGAGCCGCCCUGCUGGAUAAUCUCCACGACGAGCUGCACAGACAGAGCCAGGCCGUGCUGGGCCUGGGCCAGGUGGGAGAGGAGGACAAGCUGGAGAACGGAGGACACGGGGGUCUGCUGGAGUCCUUCAAGAGAGCCAUGCGUGUCAGGAGUCACUCCAUGGAGACCAUGGUGGGGUCUCAUCGUCACAGGAGCCCCGGUGUAGGAGGUGGGGUCCCAGCCAGCCUGAGCGGAGGGGGGCUGCCGCAGAGCACCAGUGAAUGCACAAAGAGCACCUUCACUCCUCCCGUGCUGUCAGCCAAGUCUCCUCUGAAGAGCCCGGUGAAACGGCGCUCAGGCCUCUUCCCUCGCCUCCACUCCAGCACAGAAACCCCCUCAGACAAACACACGCGCAGCGACCAAAAGUCCACAGAGAUCUGCUCUCUGUCCCAGGAGGUUAGAUCAGAGACGUCCUCCAACCCCAGCUCACCCGAGAUCUGCCCCAACAAAGAGAGGCCAUUUAUCAAGCUGAAGGAGUGCAGCAGCGGCAGGCAGAACAUCUCCCGCUCUUCAUCCAGCACCAGCAGCUUCAGCAGCACCACGGGAGAAACAGAAGUUCUGGAGGAACUGGACACACUCGGCCAUCCAUCCAUAGCUUCGUCCUCUGCCUUCAGCCCUUCUCUCAGCGUGGACAGCCAGGGAUCCGUUACCCCUGUCAUCAUGUGCCGCAGCCCGACAGAUGGGAAAACCAAGACAUCGCCGAGGUCAAACUUGAAGUUUCGUUUUGACAAAAUGAGUCACUCAUCCACAAACUCUGAGUAGCCUGGCGGAACUGAAGAACAGACUUGCACAAUGAAGGGACAGCGCAGGGGGCUGAUGAGGCUGGAAAAAAAAAAAAGUCACAACAACAACCACAUAAUCACUGUAGAACCACUUCCCAAGCCAAGGAUAAUCUGACAAGGUUACAGAUAGCACCAGAGUCUACACACACUAUAGACUAACUGACAAUACUGUGAGCGUACAGUGAGGAGAUGCAGCUGACGCGUUGGCUUUAUUUGUGACCAACCUUCAGCUUCAGAAAUGAGCCACUACUUGCUGCAGUCUGUUAAUUGUUCCCAUCAUACAAAGGUCUUGGCGCGGCUGUAAAACUGUGAGUGUAGGCCGAGCUAGACUCCGCCUCAGCUUUUCCUCAAGCAUCUUGUUUAAUAGAGAGAGAGACGUGAUGGUCUAGAAGAACUGUAACACAUGGCUGAGCUGUUACUCUUUAUCUAGUUGACUGUUGAGCAAUCACUGGAAAAAAUAGUUAGACAUGAGGAUGUUUUUCUUCUCCUUUUUUUUUUUUUUUAACUUUGCCCUCUAAUGGUACGCCUGGUAACAGUUCCUCCUUUACCUAAAAAAAAAAAAAGUACGUAGAGACAAACAAACACACAAACACACGCACAGAAACUUAAUGUACAGUAGCAAAGCCUUCAGGGUGACAACACUGGGAAUCUGUUGGAGCUGAACUUGCUCUUUGCAUAUAUAAUUGCUUUUCUAAGGGAAAUCGUUGAUUUUGGGGACGCUUUUGUAACCUUGCCCGCUGCUGCAUUGUGUUGGCUGCACUAUAAACACGACACGUCUCCUGCUACGACAGCGUUUCUGUAUCUGCAAGGGCGGCUUCAAAGCCCCUGAACUCAAGUGCUUGGUCGAUGGAUAUUAGCUCACAGUAGGAGACACUGCCAAUACCUGUUUGCCACAAGCUUAUUUUAGCCAAAGCUGCGCCUUACAAUCUUUUAAAAGCCCUUUUCACCACUGCUGUGCUCUCAUUCUCUCUUCCUCUCUGCCUGCAUAUGCGUCUCUCACCGUGUGAGAGGAUGAGACUCCCUAGAUCUGGCUACACACACAGUUUUGGGUAGCCAAUCGACACACACAUUUGCUGAAAAUAAACGUUGCACUUACUGAAAACAUUUCACCUUCUGAUACCUCCCAUUGAAGCUUGCUAGCUCGGUGUAUCCAGUAUGUUCGGCGGUUCGCUUGAACAGGUCUCUGGGGUUUUUAAGUUCCUCGGCGUGUGAGCUUAUAAACACAACUUGAAAAAGAUGCUUCAGGUUAUAAUGAACCUUUGAGCCGCUUCUGGCAAAACUCUCUGAAUGUGAACUUCGAGCUCUUUCGCAUCUUUUCAUUGCUUUUUUUCUUUUUGUACUUGUUUAUUUCGCGCCCUGUUAGUUGUCAUUAUGAAGUCAUUAGGAGUAGCUUACAAAGUCAGUCGCUCACUACCACAACAGGAGUGUGGGUCUGAACUAAGCCUCAACUAUAUGUUUGCUCGGACCUGCACAAACUGGAGUUGAUGAAGAUGAAGCUUAAAAGCAGGCGGAUGCGUUUCCAGUGUGACCAAACAACCAAACUGGUAGCUCUUUGGAUGAAUACCUAUGUAAUUAUGAUGUGUAGGGAACCGUUCCUGCAGUGGCGGAUGGUUUAAAUAGUGUGGAAAGGUUUAAAGGCUCGGUUCAUUCAAAUUGCAAACUCCUGUCAUUCAGGGGAUUGUUUAACUUUCAAGAAAGCUGUACUCAUAGACGUACCUUUCUGACAAACUGGGACUAGGAACAGACGCGUGGACUCACGCACGCUGUUCUCAGUUAGCGUAGACCAGUGAUUACCUCGAGUAGUGGAAGCGGGGACUGAAAUCCUCCGGAAGCAAGCAGGAACUUGUCAUUUAGUUCGUAGCGGGUAUCGCCUAAAACGCCCUGCAGCCUUUUCUCUGUUGAUAUGCUUAAUUUAUUGAAACUUCUUUUGCAUUGAUGUCAUGUUAAAAAAAAAUGUCACUGCAGAGUACGCUAAUUAAGAAGGUAAAAUGAUUAAAGGAUAUAUAUAUAUAUUAAUUUAAAAAAUGUCUAAACAUGUAUAUGUAUAUUUGGUUAUGUAAUGUGCCAUUGAGAAUUUAUUCUAAAAUAAAAUGUUGUAUUUUGUGUCA